Messenger RNA from Fusarium subglutinans, 1407 nucleotides. Its product is annotated as cholin permease. Bases 1 to 1407 code for a protein of 468 amino acids. Gene Ontology annotation, cellular component: membrane. The record is from RefSeq and is a predicted model, not a curated record. Gene Ontology annotation, molecular function: transmembrane transporter activity. The transcript has 2 exons. Lineage: Eukaryota; Fungi; Ascomycota; Sordariomycetes; Hypocreales; Nectriaceae. Gene Ontology annotation, biological process: transmembrane transport.
AUGGAGGUUGAGAAGGUCAAUGGCGGUAUCCUUGAGAAAGGAGACAUCACUGAAGGAGAAACAACCGAACAAGGCUCCGUCAUCAAUGCCUCUGGCCACACAGAUCAGCUUACUCGCCAGUAUGGUCUCGUUGGACUCACAGGCAUUGCAGUGACAGUCAACAAUGCCUGGGUCGUCCUUGGUUCUUCAAUCUCAGUGUCUAUCCUCAGCGGUGGCAUUUCAGGUGUCAUCUAUGGUCUCAUAGUGGCAGUGAUCUAUUACACCUUUAUCGGGUUGAGUAUAUCAGAGUUUGCUUCAUCCUGUCCUAGCUCCGGUGGUGUCUAUCAUUGGGCCACCAUAGCUGCAGGGCCCAAAUGGGGUCGUGUCACUGGCUUCUAUACAGGAUGGAUCAACUUCUACGGCUGGAUGUUCGGUCUAGCCUCGCUCGUCCAAGUCGCCGCCAAUGCAGGUGUUCAAUGCUAUGCCACUCUCACCCCCGGCUUCUCUCCCUCAGCAUGGCAUGUUUAUGUUGCGUACCUGAUCGUCAUCUGGCUCAGUGCCUUCGUCGUCAUUUUCUCGAACCGACUUGUUCCCUAUACUCAGAAGCUUGGCCUGUUCCUCGUUGUUGCAGGAGGUCUUGUGACUAUCAUCAUUGUCGCUGUCAUGCCGUCAAAGCAUGCUUCCAGUGACUUUGUAUGGAACUCGUUCCAUGAGAAUAACUUGACUGGCUGGAAUGAUGGUGUUGCUUUUAUGGUUGGCAUUCUAAAUGGAGCUUUCACGAUUGGAACUCUCGACGCUAUCACUCAUAUGGCGGAAGAGACCAAGAACCCGAAGAAGGAUCUACCUCGAGCCAUCUUUCUCUACAUCUCCAUCGGUGGUGUCUAUGCUUUGGCUUUUGCUAUUGUCUUGGGAUAUGCCAUCUCCGACCUCUCCGUUCUCCAAGGCAACUCGAACACCUUCCCUCUGGCUGGUAUCUACCAUCAAGCCACUGGAAGUGCUGCAGCCACAUUUGCAUUGUUGUUCAUAAUUCUCAUCUCGUCUCUUUGCUGUGUCAUUGGAACGGUCUUGACCAACUGCCGUACAUAUUGGAGCCUGGCUCGAGACCAAGCUGUGCCGUUCUCAAAUUAUUUCAGCAGAGUGAGUGCGAAGCUCGGUACACCGGUUGAGUCAACUCUAUUCGUGGCAGUCAUUGCCUCGGGUAUCGGUGCAAUCCCACUUGGAAGUUCGGUCGGUUUCAGUAAUUUGACUGGAUCGUUCAUUAUCAUCACAACUGUGUCUUACGCUAUCCCAAUUGUGUCAAAUGUCCUGAGCGGUCGCAAACGAUUCUCGCCCGGUCCCUUCCACCUGAAGAACUUUGGAUACUGGAUCAACGGACUUACCAUACUACUGAUUGUGGUCUUUGACGUGUUCUUUUGUUUCCGUAAGUAG